Molecule: messenger RNA, 2387 nt
Organism: Ipomoea triloba (trilobed morning glory)
Lineage: Eukaryota; Viridiplantae; Streptophyta; Magnoliopsida; Solanales; Convolvulaceae
Product: probable protein phosphatase 2C 38
Exons: 4
Coding region: 932-2089 (385 amino acids)
Biological process (GO): protein dephosphorylation
Molecular function (GO): cation binding; protein serine/threonine phosphatase activity
Source: RefSeq, a predicted model, not a curated record
AACAAGUUGUCUGGAGAAAACUAGUAGUUGGAUUAAAGUUCUCUUUUCUUGGCGAUCAAAAUCUGAGAUGUAUCCGACACCAAUGCACUGAUACAAAGAUACUCUGAGCGAGAACUUCCAAAACCCAGUCUUGUUAUUUAAUUUCUUAUCCGAAAUGUUACCCCUUUUUCUGUUGAUUGAUCCCUUGGGAUCAGGAACAAACUCUGCCAUCAUCCAAUCUUUUAUGGCUUUUUACAGCUAAUGCUGUUGCUGAAAGGUGACACACUCAUCCAUGGAAGGUCCACAGCGAUUAAACCCAGGUUCAAGGUAUGCUAUCCCAGCCCCCCAUAUUCUCUGAACUAGCAUAAAAACUAUUGCUUUCUUGUCUUGGGAGGCCGGGGUUUUUGCUGCAGAUUCAAUUUUUGCCCAUACCCAUUUGGUCUUUUUGUAGCCCUGUUGCACAUUAAUGGUGUCUAGCUCUGAUUGUUGUGGUGGUGGCUAUAUAGUAUUCAGAAUUGGGGUUGUGGGUUUGGAGCAUAAGCAAAAACUUGAGCUCAGGUUGGGGUUCAUGACCAGCUCUAGUUGGUAAAUGGCGGUUAGCUGAUGGCUGAUUGGGUUAGAAGGUAUGAUUAAUAUAAUAUUAGUUGAUUGUAGAAAGGUGUUUGGAUUUUUUAAUCAAGUCAAACAACUAAUAGUGGUAAAAUAAGUCAAAUAAGUCAGAAUUAGCUGAUAGGCUAAUUAUUUACCAAACAUGGCCUAUUGUUUCCUGGUUCUUUUGGAUAAUAGUAUUGUUUGUUUGAGUGUUUAAGAAGACAUAAAAUUUUCUCACAUAUUUUUGGAUGAAUGGUAUGACUGAGGAUAUUUGGUGGUAGGGUAGGAGUGUAUGUAUGUAUACAUGUAAGGUGCUAGGGAAUAGUUCUGAAUUGUGAUUAAGAAAAGAAAGGAGAGAAAAAUGGUGAAACCUUGCUGGUGGGGCUCUGUGGUGGGAGAUGGAGGCAGGAGAAGUGGGGAUUGUAGGAGGCGAGAUGGAGAUCUAAAUGGGAAGGUUGAUGGACUGAUGUGGUACAAGGAUUUGGGGACUCAUGUAAAUGGGGAAUUCUCGAUGGCGGUUAUACAAGCAAAUGGUUUGUUGGAGGAUCAAAGCCAGCUCGAAUCAGGCCCUUUGAGUAACCUUGAUUCUGGUCCUCAUGGAACCUUUGUCGGCGUCUAUGAUGGACAUGGAGGGCCAGAGACAUCUCGGUUUAUUAACGAUUCUUUGUUCUCCAAUCUUAAGAAAUUUGCAUCGGAGCAACAAGAGAUCUCUGCUGGUGUCAUUAAAAAGGCUUUCCUGGCAACCGAGGAGGAGUUUUUGUCUGUUGUAAAGCAGCAGUGGCACUAUAAGCCCCAAAUUGCAGCAGUGGGAUCGUGUUGUUUGGUAGGAGUAGUGUGUAAUGGACUCGUUUAUGUUGCCAAUGCUGGAGACUCUCGUGCGGUUUUGGGAAGAGCAGAUAAGGGUGCUAGAGGAGUCACGGCAAUACAAUUGUCAAUGGAACACAACGCUAAUAUUGAAUCCGUGAGAGAUGAGCUUCACUCGUUGCAUCCCCACGACUCACAAAUCGUGGUUCGAAAGCACAAUGUUUGGCGUGUGAAGGGUCUUAUACAGGUCUCGAGGUCCAUUGGUGAUGCCUACCUUAAGAAGGCAGAAUUCAACCGAGCACCACUAUUGGCAAAAUUCAGGUUAUCUGAACCCUUCUCCAACCCGAUCCUUAGUCCAGAACCAUCCAUUUCUAUCCACAAACUCAGUUCCAACGACCAAUUCCUCAUAUUUGCUUCGGAUGGUCUGUGGGAGCACCUUAGCAACCAGGAAGCAGCUGACAUCGUUCACAGUUCCCCUCGUAAUGGAAUUGCUAGAAGACUUAUCAAAGCAGCACUUCACGUGGCAGCCAAGAAAAGAGAAAUGCGGUACUCGGACCUGAAGAAGAUUGAAAGAGGCGUGAGGAGGCAUUUCCACGACGACAUUACAGUUGUGGUGCUGUUUUUAGAUCCGGGUUCCACGAGUAGAAGCUCCUCGCAUAUUUCCACCCUCUCAAUUAGAGCGGGUGGAGGCGUACCUCCUUAUCCAACACAGUAGUCUUCAGCAUAAUCCACUAAGGACAGACAAAUGUUGUACUGUAUGAUGCAGUUUAUCUUACUGCAUAGACAACAAAAAAAAAAGUCUUUCUAUUCUUUGUAUCCUUUUCAGAUUAGAAGGAGAUAGUAGAAUCCAUUUCACAGUAAGUGGAAACUGAUCUCUCUAGAUUCAAAGUCGAGAAUUAUUAUUAUUAUUAUCGGCAUGUAUAUAUGAAAUGUUCUGCAUUUCCUUUAAAUAAAAGGUGGAUGCUUCUAACUUGCAUACAUUUAGCAGUCAAUAAAUUUCACUUUCUGUAGCA